AUGCCAGUCAGGAAAGUUUCCAAUUAUGGGUUUGGCCCAAUUACAGCCGGGCUCUCUGCCGGCAUGCCGGAUAAUCUAGCUCCGGCAUGGUACUGGACAGACAUGUUUGCCGGCGAGAUCAUUUACCACGCAAGAAUGAUGAAGCACAAGUGUAGAACUACAGAGCCAGAAUUGGCUACUGCCUUCUAUAUACCAUUUUAUGCUGGACUUGCAGUUGCAAAAUAUUUGUUCACAAAUUAUUCUGCAAAAGAACGGGAUUGGCACAGUGAAAUGUUACUCAAAUGGCUCCAGGAUCAACCCUAUUGGCAAAGAUCCAAUGGUUCAGAUCAUUUCAUCAUGCUUGGUAGAAUGACUUGGGAUUUCCGACGGUCAAAGAAUCAAGAUUGGGGGUCCAGUUUCAUCAACAUGCCUCUGAUGAAAGAAAUCCUAAGGCUCUGCGUUGAAAGAAAUCCGUGGGAUCAUCUUGAGAUCAGCGUGCCUUACCCCACUGGAUUCCACCCGAAGUCGAAAUCAGACCUCGAUCAAUGGCUGAAUUUUGUACAAACUCGAAACAGGACAACUUUAUUCACAUUUGUUGGUGGGAAACGCAAGGUGAAGAGUGAUUUCAGAAGUUUGUUGUCGAGUCACUGUUACAACGAGUCCGACUCGUGUCAUAUCGUGGAUUGCUCCGGGACUCGGUGCUACGACGGGACAUGGGAAAUUCUUGAAGCUUUUUUGGACUCAGAUUUUUGUUUGCAGCCUAGGGGCGAUGCGCAUACAAGAAAAUCCACGUUUGAUUGCAUGUUGGCUGGUUCGAUCCCGGUUUUUUUCUGGAAAAGAAGUAUAUACAAUCAAUAUCAAUGGUUCUUGACCGACGAACCGGAGAAUUUCUCGGUUUUUAUAGACCGAAAAGAUGUGAGAAGUGGAGUGUCUAUAAAGAAUGUGUUGCGAGGGUAUAAUAGAGAACAAAUACGAAGGAUGAGACAGAAGGUGGUCGAAUAUAUACCAAGAUUUGUAUAUAAUUAUAUAGGCAGUGAUGAAAUGGGGAAUACUGAAGAUGCUUUUGAUCUUGCUAUUGAUGGAGUAUUAAAGAGGUUUAAGGAGGAAAAAGGGCACAAAAAUGCAGAAUUACAGGAGGAAUGA
This is a messenger RNA of Fraxinus pennsylvanica, 1122 nucleotides long. The record is from the annotation of a GenBank genome assembly. NCBI's taxonomy places the organism in Eukaryota, Viridiplantae, Streptophyta, Magnoliopsida, Lamiales, Oleaceae.